Molecule: messenger RNA, 468 nt
Organism: Cyclospora cayetanensis
Lineage: Eukaryota; Apicomplexa; Conoidasida; Eucoccidiorida; Eimeriidae
Exons: 3
Coding region: 1-468 (155 amino acids)
Source: RefSeq, a predicted model, not a curated record
AUGCAGCCGCAAACCCACGAGGUAUCAAGCAAUCCAGGGGAAAGUAAAGGAAACCCCAAAGUUUCUUUUGGUCUUUCAAAGGAAGCGCAAGCUGUCGUGGAGCAUAUAGUUCAAGGCAAAUGCAAGGACAGCAUCAUUCAAUUUACGGUCGACAACGAAACCAGUUUGAUAUCUCCGAAGACUUCCCUUCCAUUUGACGGGUGCAGUCGAGCAGACAGAGUAGAACGCGUGCUGUCUUUGGCUAAGAAAGAGGGGGCUUCCCUUUUUAUCUUCCGAAUGGACCUGAGGUCGAAUACACCGGAAUGGGCAAUGCUGGCCUGGGCUCCUGAAGGGAGUGUCCCGUACGCGCAACGGAUGUUUUACUUUACUGCGCUGUCUUGGUUCUCACGAACACUUGUUAAUGCCAGGCCAGUACACGAGUUCUACGUGAAGUGUGAGCAUGAGAUGCCCUCGUUUCACUGGAGCUGA